UUCUUUUCUCCGACCGACCGCAACUCCACCCCAGAGCAGAUCACAACAGCUACGCAUUUCGCAUCGCUGCAGGCAGCAUUCUAUUCCUUCACUACCCACCAUCCACUCCAAGAAAAGAAAAGGAAAAGAAGGAUAACUAAACUGGGGGAAAAUGGUCCAAGGAUCCCUGAAGAAGAAGUCCGCGAGUGCUGGGCCGAAGAGGCCCACGGCCCUCGGUCCCAAGCCCGGUCCGAGACAAAUUGCGCCCAAGAAGGCCAAGUUGAUUAAGCAGCAGAAGUUGACUAAGAAACUCACGGCGGGUUUGACGGCUAGGACGGAGAAGAAUCUUGCGGAAAAGGCGGGACAUUUGGAAUUGUUGGCGGGAGGAAAGAAGGAUAAGAAGGCGGCGAGUAAUAAGGCCAAGGCAGCAAAAUAGGGGUUUGAUGUUGUCGUUAAUUGGGGUUCGGGGUUGGGUUCGGUUAGGUUGAUUUUGACUAUUCUCAUCUCGCUCAGGUAUAUACAGUGAUAUGAUUAAUGAACAUACGAUACCCUCUAUGUUAACUAAGUAGGGAUGCUCAACCGAAAUC
Molecule: messenger RNA, 566 nt
Organism: Aspergillus ibericus CBS 121593
Lineage: Eukaryota; Fungi; Ascomycota; Eurotiomycetes; Eurotiales; Aspergillaceae
Product: DUF2462 domain-containing protein
Exons: 3
Coding region: 152-415 (87 amino acids)
Source: RefSeq, a predicted model, not a curated record